Molecule: messenger RNA, 2241 nt
Organism: Penaeus vannamei (Pacific white shrimp)
Lineage: Eukaryota; Metazoa; Arthropoda; Malacostraca; Decapoda; Penaeidae
Source: RefSeq, a predicted model, not a curated record
UUCGUUGACGCAAGUAUUUUUUAAAACCCACGGAAGUUCCAAGGCAUUUACACAACAGCGUCGUUUCCUACAGAUAAGUAAACAGUCAAGUUAUUCCUCCCCUAGACGCAGUUGUGAAAAAUCCUCUUGCACGCUUCCUUCAGCCAUGUCGAAAGACCACACGAUCCGAGAUGCUCCUCCGAGCUACAGCGAGGCCGUGUACGGGGACUCUGGCGCCUCGAACGACUUCCCGCCCUCCUCGGUGCCCGCCGUCGGGGCCAACUACGGUCCGGCCGCGCCCCCGCCAGCGGCCCCCCUACAGCCGUACACCGGCUUCGACUACGCGCCCUCGCAUCACCCGGAUCUGAACCCUCUGCUCGCGUGCCAUGCGCUGACGGUGGGCAGUAAGAUGGGUCAUCUCAGCUACAAGAUAAAGGACAUGGCUGGACAGCAUGUUUUCACAGCCAAGGGGAAAAUUGAAGGCGAUUUUUUCAACUGCUGUGAUCCGGCUGCAAGAUGGAUAGAAUUCGAUAUCAGAAACCUUAACAAAGUCCCCUUGACUCAUUUCAAGGUCAUCUUCGAGGAAUUGGGGUGCUGCACUUACCCAAAAUCGCAUUUGGAUGUGUCAUACGUCCCAGACAUCCUGAUCGGCCGGGUGAGGGUCCGGGGGAAGUACGCCUAUGACAUCACCAACACGGGAGGUGACAUCAUCCUGACAGUCGAAGGGGGAGUCGGAUUCUGCGAAAUAUUGCCGUAUAAGAUCUGCAGUCCCACUGGCGUCGAGGUCGGCAGCAUCGAGCGCGUCGAUGGAAUCAAAAACCGAGUAUUCUUCCCCAGUGAUAUGGACAUCCGAGUUAAAGUUCAGCUUCUGUCGACAGCUGUCUUCAUCCAAUAUUUAGAUGAAAGUAGACGAAAGAAAUAACAAGAAGUCGAUUCAGUGCUGGCUCUCUUCGUUCACUCGCUUCCUUCCUUUUCUGCUCGGUCUCUCUCUCUCUCUCUCUCUCUCUCUCUCUCUCUCUCUCUCUCUCUCUCUCUCUCUCUCUCUCUCUCUCUCUCUCUCUCUCUCUCUCUCUCUGUCUCUCUCUCUCUACAUAUUUUUGCACAUUGCCAAAGAUUAAGCGGUGACCACCCCGAAGCCCAUCGUUGGAUUUAUGAACACAAACUCCUGGAAGGCAAACGGAAAGUUCCUGGCAACUCCCUUCUCCGACUCUACCAACUUCCAGAAGAGAGAUGUUCCAAAUGCCUGGACCUCAACCAAGAGUUCACCGAGCGUAAAUGCAAAUCUUGUACCUAGGUGCACCUAUUCGAAUUAUACUUGUCCAUUAGUGUCUUCAUCCCAUCGUCAUAGACCUACUAGACUGCCUGCAACUGUACCAGAUUCCCGUAUCAGCAGUGACUAGAACCAUGAACAUUUUUAUGGCAUUCGGUGACUACGCGACUACUUUUCCCCUGCGCUUAUUUGACUAAGACAUCCUUCGAACUCUGUCCUGCCUCCAUGAAGACGGUAAUACUCAAAUUGAAAUUAAACAUUCCUCUUGUGUCGAGAGAAUCCAUUCAUCAAGUGCCUUCAUUCUCUCCAUUAUACGUCCCAUACUUGUGUUAUUUAAUGUAUUUAGGUCUUCACUCAGUGCUAAUGGCUGCACUCGUUGAUUCAGUUUUCAGAAAGUAAAUAUCCCGUGUACCUGUAGCAGAAAUUGAUUCAUAGCAGUAAAUGAGAGUAUCGUCUUUCUUUAUAUUGUUAACCCAUACUGACCCGACCGUGAAAAAGGACUGUCGAGUUUGCUAAGCUAAAACUGUUGCAUGAUGUUUAUAUUAUCUUUCAGAAAAUAGUGAAUUAUUUUCAUCUCAAAAGUGUAAGACCGUGUAGAGACUGGCACUAACUGAUGUUGGUACUUCUUCCAUUUUUACUACUGAAAGACGAUAUACUAGGAAUAUUAAAUGAGCUCAGUUUAUCCAUCUCAUACAUACCAUUUUCUUUGUACAACUCGUCACUAUCGCCGACACGGCUUUGGUGGUCACUUGACAUUUUGUGUUUCUAUAUGCACAACAGAAUUUCGGGUACAGGCUGAUUUAGCAGGGUUUUGAGGCAGGGAUGUGCUGUGCUUCCGUAAAAUCGCACAACACCAAUUAUCUCUUUCUUUCUCUCUCUCAUCCUUUUAUCUUGUAGGUUAUAGACAUCUAUUGUUUAUGUUAUAUCUAGAUUAUUUUAGCUAUGUAUGUUACAUAACGCGUUUUUUGAAAUAAAUAUACAGUAUAUAUCAA